Molecule: messenger RNA, 1464 nt
Organism: Dimorphilus gyrociliatus
Lineage: Eukaryota; Metazoa; Annelida; Polychaeta; Dinophilidae
Source: the annotation of a GenBank genome assembly
CGCGUCUUUUAUUUUAUCCUUUGAAUUAUAUUUGGAUAUUUCAGGAAAUUUUCCAAAUAACUUGAUAGUUUUUAUAUAAUAAAAAAUUGAUUUAUAAAUUAAAUAGACCUUUAGAUAUUUAUUGAAUAAAAAAAUCAAUAGCUAUUUAAUAAUAUACCGGCUCUGAAGAGUAGUCGUUAAAGAGAUGAAAUUCCAUCGAAUGUGAAAUUUUACGCUGAUUACCUUCCGAUCGUGAGAACAUCAAAUAAAAUUCCCCACAUAUCGUUGCAGUACCAGGAAAAUAAUGGCGGAAGAAAUUCAAAUGUUCUAUGGAUGUUAUCUCUUAGUGAAUAAGAAUCCUAAAUUUAAAGGAAGAACAUAUAUAGGAUUUACUGUAAAUCCUAAUAGGAGAAUACACCAACACAAUACUGGAAUAAAAUCUGGAGGAGCAUGGAAGACAAGUGGUAGGGGGCCUUGGUAUAUAUUUAAUAAAUGUUUUAUUAUUUAUAUUUUUCCGUCUUUUACCCUACUAAUAUGUAAUAUGUUGUUCUCAUUUAUGGAAAAAGGGAUAUGGUCUUGAUAAUUCAUGGAUUUCCUAAUAAAAUUUCCGCUUUACGAUUCGAAUGGGCUUGGCAGCAUCCAGAUAAAUCCCGUCACCUCCGUGGUGUUCCUUUAAAGAAACGUCAUAAAUCGGCUUUGCAUAAACAGUUUUUUAUCGUUUCUCAUAUGCUAAGAACAGAACCUUGGAGGAGAUUACCCCUCACAAUUAGAUGGCUAAAGCAAGAAGAGUGUAUAGAAUUUGACGCCUUUUUACAACCUCCUUUGCAUAUGUCUAUUUGUUAUGGACUGGUGAGGCUUUUGAAUAAGAAAAAUGAGAAAUGUCAGACAAAUAGUAACAGAUUUAUUGGCGAAAACUGUUUUAUCUGCCAAAAAGAAUUAGAUGAGAAAAGCUUUGUUCAAUGCAUAAAUUCGACAUGUUCAACAAAAUAUCAUACUAUAUGCCUGGCUGAAUCCUUUCUCUCACAAGAAUUUCAGUUGGGUAGUCAAUUGAUUCCGACAAAAGGAGAUUGUAAUAAAUGCAAUACGAAUAUGUUAUGGGGGGAUAUAAUACGAUAUAAGCAGGGUUGUUACCAGCAUUUGUCCACUUCUAAUAAUGGCCAAGAAGGAAAAGGAAAUUACGAAGAGGAAAUUGAAGAAGAUUACAGCGUAAUAUCAGAGGAAGAACGUGUAACACUCGAUUAUUCAUUAUAUGAAAUUUAAAUGAAAUUAAAUACAUGGAUAAGUAAUUGAAUACACUCGACAAUAUAGCUUUUAUUAUUAUAAAUAAUUUAGCAAUAAUAAAAAUCAAAUCCCCUAACGAUUUAUAUAAUAAAAAGCUUAUUUAUUUCAUAAAUAAGUAAUACAAUAUUUUUUAGCAGCGAUAUUUUAAUAUAUUUAUAUAAUUAAGCAGAUUUUUCAUAAUAACGUUUACAUAAUAAAUAAAAU